AUGUCGUUAAGUCCACCACACAGGACAAGAAAAACUUCUUCCAAGCAGCAGUACUGGCAAAAAGUAGUCGAUCAUAAUCCUUUAGUGAAUAUGGUUUAUGUAUUGCCAUGGACAUUUCGUACAACGUCCGAUAUGAUAGUUGUCGAGCCAUCGAUUUCUAACACAGAUACUAAAAUGAUCGAUACCUUUGAUGUUGAUGCUUCCACAACUUUGAUGAUUCUAGAGGAAACUGGGAAGAUUGAAAUUCAGGUAGUAGAAAGGCCUAGAAAGUCAUCCAUUGUCAUGCUUACACAGCCGAAUGAUACAGCUACUACUCAUAUUCGUCCUUCAUUCAUUUAUGCUACCAUGGAUGGCGUUCCCUUGAAGGGUGCAGCCAUAAACAUUUUACCAUUCUCCGAAAUGUGUAAGUUAGGCAAGCACAUGCAGGAUUUAGUCCCGACAAAGAUAUUUGUUAAUGGUUUUAGCGGUGAUGUUACCAGCACUCGAGGGAUCUUGCCGUUGGAAGUUACUAUUGUUACGGAUGAUGUUUCUUUUGACAUUGAGUUAGCUCAAGCUGUUAAAAAACGGGAUGCCAUUGAACGAGUUCUGAAGUUUUUUGUUGAUGAAUGCAAGUUUAAGGCGGAACAUGCAGAGAUCAAUUGGGAAGAUGUGAUUUAUGAUGCAGAUCUAGAAACAGACGGUGAUGUUAUUGAGCUCAACGAGUUAGCUGUUGCAGCAGACAAGUUAGAGGAUGGCUCGAUCACCACCAAGGAUCUUGUGAUUCCCGUCGAUUUAGGGGAUGGAAUGUUCCCAAACCUACCUAUGUUUGAACACGCGGUUUUUGGAUGUCUGCAAAGUCGUCAGGAAGGAGAUAUUAAAACAGCGCAUGGUGCUUUUCGAAAAAAUUUUCCUUCACGUAUACUUUGGAAAAUCUGGAAGUCGUGCAACAAGAUAAUCUACGAUGGAGCUCAAUCUAGUGUUCAGUGCAUUAUUCAUGCUACUAUGAAACAUGUUCGCUCCAUUAUGGUGAUUCUUGAUCUGAAAAUCCAAGAUGAUGAGGAGAAAGAGUUUUUCAAAACGGUCCUUGGAGUAAAUCUAAAUCGAAUUAUUCGAGCUAGGGUGUGGAAAGUGCCUUGGGUACCACCAGCGGAAAACUCCUUCAUUCUGAAUACGGAUGGAUCAUCGCGCUUAAAUGAUGCUGGAUAUGGGAAAUGUGGAUAUUUGGAAGAAGGAGACAGUUUUAAAGCUGAAAUUAUUGGAGGUUUAUUUGGGUUAAGGAAAUGCGACUCGCUAGGCCUUCAUCAUGUCACGCUUCAAACAGAUAACAAGACCUUAGCGGAGAUAUCGAAGCUGGAUAAGCGACUCUUGUGGAAGUAUUACUCCAUUUUGCAUGAAAUGAUUUAUAUCAUUCGGAAGAAUAAUUUUCAGGUUUUGCAUAUAUACAGGAAGGUUAAUUUGGUUGCCGAUAGAUUAGCAAAUUGUGUGUCUUAUGGUUCCUCAAAAAUGUACUCUAAUCUAGAGUCUUUGCCAAGAGUUGUAAAAGGGUUAUUGAUCCUUGAUCAGUCAUCCUUUCCUUAUAUUAGAACUCGGUUUGUGUGA
Molecule: messenger RNA, 1578 nt
Organism: Oldenlandia corymbosa var. corymbosa
Lineage: Eukaryota; Viridiplantae; Streptophyta; Magnoliopsida; Gentianales; Rubiaceae
Source: the annotation of a GenBank genome assembly